GUGCAGAAUGUGAAACAGCUGAUAGAAGGAUUUCUAUUCAUGGUACUUCCUCCUGAAGGCUGAACAUUGUUAUUUAAACGAAGCAGACUGAGACACAGGCUGCACUUUUGGGUGAACCUGGAGAGAGAGGGACACUGACACCGAUAUCAGAAAAUAAAAAAUGAGCAUUGAGUGGGCUGAAGAUGACGGUCUUCCUUCUGGGGUAGUUCGAGUGGACCGUGAAGGACCAGAAGAUGGUAAAACCUAUGUCAUGUACCAUGGCACAAAAAGGGCAAAUGUUUCAUCGAUCCAGAAGUCAGGUUUUACUCAGUCUUCAGGCGGGAUGCUCGGUCGGGGCGUUUACCUCAGCAGAGACCUGGAGAAAGCGAGUCGCUAUCCCAUCAAUCACCCUGAGCAUGACAGGGUUGUCAUUAAGGUUAGGGUCAACGUGGGAAAAGUGAAGGCCAUCAAUCGUCAGGACCAUCCACUUCAGAAGACCUGGCAUGACCACGGAUACGACACCGCCUGGGUGCCGCCCGGCUGUGGGAUGGUGUCAAGUGGCCUGGAGGAGAAUUGUGUCUGGGAUCCCAAGCGAAUCACAAUCAUUGAGACCAUCAAACCAAAACCUGUCAGGGAUACUCGAGCUGGUUCAAGACCGAUCUCGAUGAGAGAAUUAACUUACUCACUCCCAGACCUCCCACACCAUAAUCCCUACUCAUAUGAUUAUGAUGAUGAUUAUGAUGCAUGGUGUGCAUGGAUGCACUACAGUCCAGCAGGAUUUCAGGCCAUGGGGUGGAGCGCACCAAUGCCAGACAGCAAUUCUGAUAGUGAAGGCGGUCGUGGUGGUGCUGACCGUGCUGGUUCUGGCCGUGGUGGUGCUGGCCGUGCUGGUUCUGGCCGUGCUGGUGCUGGUCGUGCUGGUGCUGACCGUGCUGGUUCUGGCCGUGCUGGUUCUGGCCGUGCUGGUGCUGGCUGUGCUGGUUCUGGUCGUGGUGGGGCUGGCCGUGGUCGUGCUGGCCGUGGUGGUUCUGGUCGUGGUGGUGCUGGUCGUGCUGGUGCUGGCUGUGCUGGUGGUGGCCGUGCUGGUUCUGGUCGUGGUGUUUGGUCCAUAGAAGUAGUGCUGCUGUACCAUGCAGUGCUGCAGCUGUGUCCAGGUGAGGUCCUCACUGAUGUAGACGCCCAGGUACCUGAAGCUGCUCACCCUCUGCACUUCAAGGCCCCGGAUAAACAGCAGCUGAUGAGCUUUAACUGGGUUGAAGAUGACGGUCUUCCUGUUGGGGUAGCUCGAGUUGACCGUAAAGGGCCAGAAGAUGGUGUAACCUACGUCAUGUACCACGGCACCACCAGUGCGAACGCCCGAUUGAUCUUGGCUUCAGGUUUUCGCCAGUCUUCGGGCGGGAUGCUCGGUCCGGGGGUCUACCUCAGCAGAGACCUGGAUAAAGCGAGUCGCUAUCCCAUCGAUCAUCCUGAGGAUGACAGGGUUGUCAUUAGGGUUAGGGUCAACGUGGGAAAGGUUAAAGCCAUAGAUCGUCAGAACCACCCACUUCAGAAGACCUGGCAUGACCACGGAUACGACACUGCUUGGGUGCCGCCCAACUGUGGGAUGGUGAAGAGCGGCCUGGAGGAGAAUUGCGUCUGGGAUCCCAAGCGAAUCACAAUUAUUGACACCAUCAAACCAAAACCUGUCCAGGGUGCUGGAGGCAGCGCAUGGGGCUAUAGAGACAAUCACACCAAUAUCCAAAUCAGAAAAAUGUACUGCCAGUGGGCUGAAGAUGACUUCCUGCCUCCAGGGGUAAUCCGAGUGGAUUGUGAAGGGCCAAGAAACAAUAAAACCUACGUCAUGUACCACGGCACCACCAGUGCGAAUGCUAAAAGAAUCCUGAUGACGGGCUUUGGCCAGUCUAAAGAUGGGAUGCUCGGUCCGGGGGUCUACCUCAGCAGAGACCUGGACAAAGCAAGCCGUUAUCCCAUUGAUCACCCUGAGUAUGACAGAGUUGUCAUUAAAGUUAAGGUCAACGUGGGACGGGUGAUCAUCAUCAACUAUCAGAACCACCCACUUCAGAAGACCUGGCAAUACAGUGGCUACGACACCGCCUGGGUGCCGCCCGGCUGUGGGAUGGUGAAGAGCGGCCUGGAGGAGAAUUGCGUCUGGGACCCGAAUCGAAUCUCGAUCAUCGGCACCAUCAAACCAAAACCUGUCCAUGGCGCUGGAGGCAGCGCAUGGGGCUAUAGGUAAACUCAGGAGCAGGUUCUGAUUAUUUUGUACGUUCAAAUGUAUUUUUAUAUAUUUGGAUAAAAUAAAUGACGUGUUCUUCUGUAACCGUGUGACUGUAACCGAAGAAUAAACGUGUCAUUAAAGUGAGCUGCUCUC
This is a messenger RNA of Haplochromis burtoni (Burton's mouthbrooder), 2350 nucleotides long. RefSeq names its product grass carp reovirus (GCRV)-induced gene 2e (gene gig2e). The record is from RefSeq and is a predicted model, not a curated record. The coding region runs from base 161 to 2215 and encodes 684 amino acids. Gene Ontology annotation, molecular function: NAD+ poly-ADP-ribosyltransferase activity. Gene Ontology annotation, cellular component: cytoplasm. NCBI's taxonomy places the organism in Eukaryota, Metazoa, Chordata, Actinopteri, Cichliformes, Cichlidae. The transcript has 7 exons.